CCUUCCAGAAAGAGCUGCAUCUCUCCACAGAUCGCCCAUGGUAAGCUAAUUAACUCUAUCGGCCACCCCGUACUCGGUCUCGCUUCUCGCUUCUGCGGUAGCGCUGAAUGUACUAUGAGAGACAUAUAAGUAGAGGUUAAUCCGUCUGUACUGCUGCCAGUCAGUUACAAUUCAAUCCCUCCAAUAUCCCCACAUCAAAAUGAAGUUCUCCAUCCUUUCCGUUGCGGCCUUGAUGGCUACCGCCACCGCCACCGCCAUCCCCACGCCUGCCGAAGCCCUCUCUGUUCUUGAGGCUCGCGCUGGAGCUUGCACCAACGCCGGUGUCGACAAUCUUCUCCUCCAUACCUCCAUUGAGGACUUUGAGAAGGCCCGCAACGCCAAGAACCCUUCUGGCUGCGACUGGUCCUCUGACAACUGCUCUUCUUCUCCCGACAAGCCUGACGGCUACAACUUCAUUCCUAGCUGCCAGCGUCACGACUUUGGCUACCGCAACACCAAGAAGCAGAACCGCUUCAAGGAAAUGAAGACGAAAAUUGAUGACAACUUCCACAACGACUUGUACAAGUACUGCUCCCAGUUCCACGGUCUGUCGUCCUGGAAGGGUGUCGAGUGCAGACGUCUUGCUGAUAUCUACGUUGCUGCCGUUCGCAAGUUUGGCAAGCGUGAGGAGGACGAGGUGGAAGAGUCUGAGUAAUUAUCAGACCUUGUAAAAACGAAUUGGUAACGCUCGGCUACAUGAUUGUAGUUGCUAUCCGGUAUGCCAGUGGUUCCUGGGGCAAUGCUAGACGAGUGUAUACAUAGUACAUAAAUAAAAUUUCAG
[Torrubiella] hemipterigena is the source of this 820-nucleotide messenger RNA. Lineage: Eukaryota; Fungi; Ascomycota; Sordariomycetes; Hypocreales; Clavicipitaceae. The record is from the annotation of a GenBank genome assembly.